CGAGCAGGGGCUCAACCGCAAGAUCAUGGCGGAGAGCUGCCGCAUUGGGGUGGAAGUUUCGGACGUGAGGAGCUCCGACGCGUUUGUGAAGCGGGAGGAGAUUGCUGAGGCCAUUGCGAGGAUCUUCAGCGACAAAGCUCGAAAGGCGAGAGCGAGGGAAUUCAGGGACGCGGCGAGAAAGGCAGCGGCGCCGGGUGGUGGCUCUCGGAAUAACCUGAUGCUAUUCACAGACUUGUGUUCUACCGACACUCGAUCGUGAUCUUUGGCUUCGGUCUAACAAACUGUGGUCGCUUUGAUCUACCAGUGCAAGAUCUCAGUUGACAAAAUCAAAUUCUUCUGCUGUCUUGAAGCCGGGAUUCUAAGGAUCUUUCUAAAUCAAACAGUGAAGAAGCUCGGGACAGCCCGGGCUUGGGAAUAACCGGGUUAAAAUCUUAAGUGUUCUACCGAUAUUCACGAAGAUAUCUUCUCGAAUAUCUCUUCCCAGUCAAUCGUGGCCUAACGAAGGUACAAAUUAUGUUCUGGAACUCCCCUCGCUCCCCGUGGAUCACACGGACUAUAUAAAGCGCGACUCCAACAAACCUUUCUCCAGCCUCUCGCAUUUCCAGAUCUUUCUUCUAGAUUUCCAUUUCCAAUGGCUUCUAGUGAUCAAGAUGUAACACUGCUCAGCUUUUGGGCCAGCCCCUUCUCGAUGCGAGCCAAGCUUGCACUGUUGCUCAAGGGCAUCGAGCACGAAGAUCUCCCCCAGGAUUUGGGCAACAAGAGCAAGAUCCUACUCGAGUCCAAUCCAGUGCACAAGAAGGUCCCGGUUCUCAUCCACAAGGGCAAGCCCAUCGCAGAGUCGGCCAUCAUCGUCCACUACAUCGACGAGGUUUGGCCUGGAACAUCGCCACUCUUGCCGAAAGACGCAUUCCUCCGCGCAGAGCACCGCUUCUGGACCGAUUUCAUCGACAAGAAGCUGCUGGACUGCUUGAUGCGUUUCGUGCACGGGAACGACAAAGAUGCCGCAAACGAGGAAUUCAUCGCCAACUGCGUGCUUCUCGAGGGGGCCUUGACGAAGCUGGGGAGUGAACAAGAGGGUCCCUUCUUCGGCGGCGCGAGCUUCUCCUUCUUAGAUGUGAUGCUCGCUCCCUACGCCCCCGGGGUUGUGGGAGUGAUGGGCUUGAAGCAUGCCAGCGAGGAGCAGUGCCCGCGUCUCCACAAGUUCUUCGAGGCCGUGUCCGAGCAUCCCGCUGCCAAGGGCGCACUGCCCCCGGUCGAGAAGCUCAAGGAAUUAAUCCGAAAUAAGUAGAAACCUUUGCAUGAAUAACACUUUUCCAGCCAUAUCUUGAUUGAGCAUAUUGAUAGCUAAAACAUUGAUCAGAUAACAUAAUGACAAUGUCACUACUGUUUGGAUUGAUCGCAUUCUAGAAUUCUACUGUUCUCUCGA
This is a messenger RNA of Selaginella moellendorffii, 1426 nucleotides long. Its product is annotated as probable glutathione S-transferase. The record is from RefSeq and is a predicted model, not a curated record. Bases 632 to 1288 code for a protein of 218 amino acids. Gene Ontology annotation, biological process: glutathione metabolic process. Lineage: Eukaryota; Viridiplantae; Streptophyta; Lycopodiopsida; Selaginellales; Selaginellaceae. Gene Ontology annotation, molecular function: glutathione transferase activity. Gene Ontology annotation, cellular component: cytoplasm. The transcript is spliced from 3 exons.